AUGGGUAUAGUUUUGAGAUAUGUUGAUAGACUAGGGAUUGUAAAGGAAAGAUUUAUUGGAAUUAUUCACGUGUUGGAUACAUCUUCUUUGACUCUUAAAGCCGCCAUUGAUACCGUAUUUUCCAACAAUAACUUGAGUAUAACACAGGUGAGGGGACAAGAUUAUGAUGGAGCAAGUAAUAUGAGUGGUGCAUUCAACGGUUUGAAAUCUUUGAUUUUAAAUGAAAACAGUUCUGCACAUUAUAUACAUUCUUUUGCACACCAACUUCAAUUAGUGGUUGUGGCGGUUGCAAAGAAACAUGAUGAUGUUGAUGAAUUCUUUGAACAACUAGCUUUGGUGGUUACUGUCAUUUGUGAAGUUGUUGCGGUACUUAAAUACGUCAAAGAGGAGGGGUCUACUUUAUCUAACCGUAAUCAAGCAAAGGAUAUGCAAAUUCAAGAAUUUGGGGAUAGAUUUAGUGAAGUUGGCACGGAGUUGAUGGAGAACAUGGCGGCAUUGAGUCCUUGUGAAUCAUUUUCUAGUUUUGAUAAAACAAAGUUGUUAAAGCUAAGCGAAAUAUACAAAAACGAUUUGAUGAUUUAG
Molecule: messenger RNA, 582 nt
Organism: Lactuca sativa (garden lettuce)
Lineage: Eukaryota; Viridiplantae; Streptophyta; Magnoliopsida; Asterales; Asteraceae
Source: RefSeq, a predicted model, not a curated record